Molecule: messenger RNA, 1381 nt
Organism: Sarcophilus harrisii (Tasmanian devil)
Lineage: Eukaryota; Metazoa; Chordata; Mammalia; Dasyuromorphia; Dasyuridae
Gene: TNFSF10
Product: TNF superfamily member 10
Exons: 5
Coding region: 141-1046 (301 amino acids)
Biological process (GO): immune response
Cellular component (GO): membrane
Molecular function (GO): CD40 receptor binding; tumor necrosis factor receptor binding
Source: RefSeq, a predicted model, not a curated record
UCUCCUCACCCCCACACAAGCCCGGGCACACACACAAACAUCCCCAGGCGGACAAACUGCCAGCAAUUCCGAGGACCUUCGGGAGAUGCUCCCAGAAAAAUAGUGCGGACGCGGCGGAGGCGGCUGCCUGCGGCUCCAUCAUGUCCUUGCAGGCCAUCAUCUCCAGCGACGGCCCCCGGCCCAGCCAAGCCUGGGGGCUGCUCAUCCUCUUCUCCCUGUUGAUCCAAGCCUUGCUGUCUGCUACCACGUACUUCUAUUUCUCUAGCGAGCUGAAGCAGCUGGCACAGCUACAAAAUGCAAAUUCUCAAAGCAGCCUGGCAUGCCUUACAAAGGAAUAUGUGGGAGCCAUGACAGGUAAUAGAAACUCCAGUGGUGAUGUAGAAGAAGUGGACCUCCUAUGCCUGCAGUUCAAGUGGCAGCUCCAACAGCUGAUUAAAAAGGAGCUUUUGACAGUUUAUGAGGAGUCUUCUACACAGCAAGUUGAGAGGGAGAAUAACCCUCCUGGAGCCACAGAAAGGUUCAAUCAGAGUGGUAUCCAGAGAGCAGCGGCUCAUCUCACUGGAAGCAGACAAAUAAGUCCUAUCUUUUUUAGAAAUCCCUUGCUUGGAAGAGCUUUAGGUUGGAAAAUCAACUACUGGGAAUCUUCAAGGAAAGGACACUCAUUCCUAUAUAAUAUGAACUUCUUAGAUGGUGAGCUCAUCAUCUCCCAACCUGGAUAUUAUUAUAUCUAUUCACAAACCUACUUUCGAUUCCAGGAGUUAGAAGAAAGCUCUGUUUCAACUUGGAGUGAGGAGAGAAAAAAACAACCAAGACAAUUGGUUCAAUACAUUUAUAAAGUGACAAGUUACCCAGAACCCAUCCUACUCUUGAAAAGUGUAAAGACUAGUUGUUGGUCUAAAGAUUCAGAAUAUGAACUCUACUCAAUGUAUCAAGGUGGAGUGUUUGAGCUCAAAAAGAAUGAAAGAAUCUUUGUCUCUGUCAGCAAUGGAAAGUUGAUCGAUUUGGACAGAGAAGCUAGUUUUUUUGGUGCUUUUCUAAUGAGUUAGUCACAAUUACAUGUUAGAAAGUAACCACCACUGCCAUUUAACCUGCUAUAUGAGACAUAGUGACAAUAGACUUUCUGGAGAAGGAGCCUAUUAACCACAAGAUUCAUCAGUCCCCUGAUAAACACACAUUUAUUAUGUAUUUCUUACCAGGUAUCAAUCACCACCAUGCUAAGUGCUACAGUAUUAACUAUGAAAAAGAAAUAUAAUCCCUGAUCUGAAAGAGAUAAUAAGUUCAAGGGGAAAAGGCAAGGUACAAAAAGAAAGUGAUAGGAUGGGGAAGGAGGGGAAAAUGCUCUAUCAGCAUUGGAAUCCAAUCCAAAGAAAUGAGGUGAGGU